Molecule: messenger RNA, 573 nt
Organism: Aspergillus bombycis
Lineage: Eukaryota; Fungi; Ascomycota; Eurotiomycetes; Eurotiales; Aspergillaceae
Product: GNAT family N-acetyltransferase
Exons: 3
Coding region: 1-573 (190 amino acids)
Molecular function (GO): acyltransferase activity, transferring groups other than amino-acyl groups
Source: RefSeq, a predicted model, not a curated record
AUGUCAGCCUUCUGGGAAGACCCGACAUGGAUUCUCUUAUGGCCCAAGGAAGUCACACUGGAAUUUCUAAUUGAGCAAUGUACGAAACGCUAUCCCAAUAUCCUACAGCGUGCACGCCAGGAGGUCCGCCAUCAGAAGGCUACUGACCUGCUUACCGGCGAUCUUGUCGGAUAUGCCCGAUGGAUACUGCCUCCUACCCACUUUACUGCAAAAGGUGGGAGCUCACAGUGGUGGGUGCUCAAGUUCCGGAUAACCGAUAUGCGUUCUAUCGAUGACAUCAAUGACGCAGUAAUGGACCGUAUACUCGUGCAGAGGCCUUAUAUCAAGCUUGACUAUCUGGCUGUUCAUCCCAGAAAUAAAGGCAAGGGAAUUGCUACAGCACUUGUUGCAAGCGGCAUUAGAGCAGCUAAAUCUAUCAACGUGCCCAUCGUUACAAUGUCUUAUAAAGCAGGACGUGGGGUGUAUACGCGUCUAGGGUUUGAGGAGGUUGAUCGGGUGAUUCAGGAUGACUCGCAAUAUGGUGGCGCUGGUGAAUACGGAGCUUACUUUAUGAUAUAUGAUACCAAUAACUAA